UCGUCCACUGAAUGGCGUUACCAUGGUAUCAGCGCCCAGAUGCGAAUCUGACAAAAAUUGGGUGGUUCUUCUGUUCGUAUGUUAAUUUGACAAUCAAAAGUCACUCAAAUGUAAGAAGGAGCUCUGAUAAGUGUCCAGAUUAAAUAAAUUUUGGUUUGGUUGGGAGUCUCGAGAGUGAGAUUGAACAUUGAGAUUAAUUCUAAUUUGAAAAAGUAAAACUGUCGAAAUGGCAGCGAUGAAGCAUAGAGCAGGACAAUAUUCAGCGGAGAAAAGUUCUCAGAAAUAUCUGAAGACAAUUGGGUUUACUUUAGGAAAAACCAUAGGUAAAGGGACUUACAGCAAAGUUUGCCUCGCUACUAACGAAAAUCAGAAACUGGCAUGUAAAAUAAUAAACAGGAGAAAUGCUGGACAGGAAUUUAUCGAGAAAUUUUUACCCAGGGAACUGAAGAUAUUGCGCAGUAUAAAGCAUCCUCAUAUUGUUACGAUUUACCAUAUUCUAGAUAUAAAUAAUAUUGUUCAUAUUUUUAUGGAUUUUUGUAAAAAUGGCGAUCUACUGGAGUAUAUAAAAAAUUAUGGACCCCUCAGUGAAACUAAGGCUAAGAUGUUCUUCAGGCAGAUUACUUCGGCAGUGGAAUAUUUACAUAAGCAUAAUCUAGCACACAGGGAUUUAAAAUGCGAAAAUAUUCUCCUCACGUCCGCCAACAAAAUAAAAAUAGCAGAUUUUGGAUUCGCGCGGUUCACGGUAAAUGAAGAGGGAGAAUCCAUCCUGUCGAAGACUUUUUGCGGAUCAGCAGCUUACGCCGCACCUGAAAUAUUACAGGGGAUUGCUUAUGAUCCUAAAAAGAUCGACAUAUGGGCGCUUGGUUGUAUAUUAUACAUAAUGAUGUCAGCAACCAUGCCCUUUGACGACUCCAAUAUCAAGAAAAUGGUCAAGGCCCAACAGAAUCGUGCCAUAAACACCUUCAUGAAGUUCAACUGGGAAACGUCUCUUUCUCUCAAAGAAUUGAUGGGAAACAUCCUAGAGCCAGAAGUUUCAGAGAGGGCCGAUAUAGAAGACAUCAGAUACUCGGCAUGGUUAUUGAGAGAAAACUACCACGGGGAUAAGGAAUCCACAAAGCAGAAAUCUUUGUCGAUGCUCCAAGUAAUGAUGUAAUUGACAACCCCGUAUUUUUCUUCCAAGCGAAAAUAUACAGCAAUUUUUCAAUUA
Messenger RNA from Coccinella septempunctata (seven-spotted ladybird), 1207 nucleotides. Its product is annotated as testis-specific serine/threonine-protein kinase 3-like. Gene Ontology annotation, biological process: microtubule cytoskeleton organization; protein phosphorylation; intracellular signal transduction. The coding region runs from base 227 to 1153 and encodes 308 amino acids. Gene Ontology annotation, molecular function: protein serine/threonine kinase activity; tau-protein kinase activity; ATP binding. Gene Ontology annotation, cellular component: cytoplasm. The transcript has 6 exons. Lineage: Eukaryota; Metazoa; Arthropoda; Insecta; Coleoptera; Coccinellidae. The record is from RefSeq and is a predicted model, not a curated record.